UUUAAUUAUGACCAUGGAACGUUACCAGACGCCUUUUCUAAAUCAGAUAUUCGUUGCGAGUGGAAUACUCAGCACGAUCCUGAGUUGCGGCCUUGGACUGGGGUUUUUAGCUGCCUUUCUUGACAAGAACCCUCUAGAAGACAAUGCGAGACAUGUCGAGAACACAUCAAUUCGUUUUAUUGAAACUGCCGGCGAGGUGGCGUUCGUACCAUCCAUUUUGAUAAUACCUUACAUAAUGCAGAAGAAAGGCCGCCGGAUAGCGGCCAUUGCGACAAUCCUGCCACUUCUAUUUAGCUGGUUAAUCAGUUUCGACGCCAAGCAUUUCACUGGGCUGCUAUUGGUUAAUAUUCUUCACAAUAUCGCACUUGGUGGAGCGGCGACGAUCAGCAGUAUCAUUAUUUCUGAAAUGUGCAGCCCCAAGUAUCGAGGAACGUUUCUUAUGCUUGAAACCGCUAUGAUAUCUUUAGGUGUAUUACUAAGCCAUAUCUCAGCAAUCUAUUCUUGCUGGGAAUUAAUUUCUGCAUUAGGACUCUUAACAGCUUUUUACGGAUUAAUCGGUUCUUAUCUAUCACCAGAAAGCCCCUAUUGGCUUAUAAGUAAAGGUCAUAUGGUGAUGUGCGCAGAAAAUUUUCACUGGCUGAGAGGACGCGAUCAAGAAGCAUGCAAGGAAUUAGAAACGUUAAUGCUGACUUAUAAGAUUCAAAUUCAAUUGGAGGCAAUGAAGCCUGUAAGGAAAUUAGGCGCUCGAGAAAAGAUCCUGGAUUAUCUACGGUCAUUAAUAAAAGUGGAUUUUCUAAAGCCUCUCUCUAUAAUAAUAUUGCUGUUCAGCUUCGUAGGUUUUGGAGGUGAAAAUUUCGUUUCCAACAGCUCUUUUAGGAACAUAUUCAAAUUAGCAAACGGGAAAUACAUAGGGACUAUUAUUUUAGAUGUUCUAGCUUUAGUGUGUUCAUUAACCGCUUGCGUUUUGCUGCAGGUUGUUCGAAGGAAAACUUUAUUCUUAUUUACAGGAUCUUGUUGUAUUAUAUUUUUAGGUUUAAUGAGUUUGUUCGUUAUAAUGCAGUCGCUUCAUUUGUUUUCUAAGGACUAUUUGUGGUUGUUCUUGACUGUAGUUACAGGUUUUGCUAUGUUUAUGUCUUUAGGGACUACAGCACUGCCGUUCUCGGUUCUCGGUGAGAUAUUCCCUAUGUCUUACAAAGGAGUGGGCAGUUCAUUAACUUGUGCGUACUUAUGGGCAUUCGGGAAUACUAUUUUGAAAUUCAUUCCGACAUUGACAACUUUGUUAGGCUUGCAUUGGAUUUUAUUGAUGGCGAUUAUUCUAAUGAUUUCUAUAUUAUUUUUUAUUAAUAAAGUACUGCCAGAGACAGGAAUGAAGUCUUUAGUAGAAAUAGAACAACUAAUGAAGAGCGAAGAUGACUAUGAAGCAGUGACAGUAUUAGAAGAAGAAGAUAAUCAACAAUUUGAUAGGCUGCAACUAUUUCUUGUAUAAUAUAGAUAUCA
Cydia fagiglandana is the source of this 1497-nucleotide messenger RNA. RefSeq names its product facilitated trehalose transporter Tret1-like. Gene Ontology annotation, cellular component: membrane. The record is from RefSeq and is a predicted model, not a curated record. The transcript is spliced from 3 exons. Gene Ontology annotation, molecular function: transmembrane transporter activity. Bases 8 to 1486 code for a protein of 492 amino acids. Gene Ontology annotation, biological process: transmembrane transport. NCBI's taxonomy places the organism in Eukaryota, Metazoa, Arthropoda, Insecta, Lepidoptera, Tortricidae.